Messenger RNA from Meriones unguiculatus (Mongolian gerbil), 7813 nucleotides. RefSeq names its product calcium sensing receptor (gene Casr). Gene Ontology annotation, molecular function: G protein-coupled receptor activity; calcium ion binding. The transcript has 7 exons. Gene Ontology annotation, cellular component: membrane. Lineage: Eukaryota; Metazoa; Chordata; Mammalia; Rodentia; Muridae. The coding region runs from base 657 to 3899 and encodes 1080 amino acids. Gene Ontology annotation, biological process: regulation of calcium ion transport; intracellular calcium ion homeostasis; detection of calcium ion. The record is from RefSeq and is a predicted model, not a curated record.
GACGUCCGCACCCGCAGCGCCCGGCUCCGGAGCGCGCAGCUCAGCUCCGGCUGGCCAGAGCCAUCGAAGGAGCCUGGCAGGCUCCAGGCAGGGCUGGGGCGCGGACCGUGAGUGUGCUCCGAGGGGUUUGGGGGGCCAGGGACCCCAGGAAGCCCGCAGGCGGGUAGCAGUCAAGGGGCGGGGCCCCGGGCUGGGCCACGGUGGCCGACAGAGGGUCUGCGGGAGGCAGUGGCUCGACCCAGGGCGAGCCGGGAGCUUCAGGUGGUAGCAAGCUACUCCAGCAACUUGAACUUGGCAUCGCAAGCCUGGCAGGCAGGUGCCACAUCCUGAGCUCAGCAUCCAGCUGGUCCCGGGGAGACAGAGGGCCAGCAGGUGUCCCUGUGGAAGGAGCGGUCCAAGGACUCCAGAAAGCAUCCGCCGGCAGCCUCUACACGAUGCCGCUUCUCGGGGCUCCAGGACCAGCCACCCUGCACCUCUGCAACGGAGGCGGCGAAAAUGGAGAAACGAACGCCCUGUCUCCUGUCCUGCCAUUAACCGCUCUGUAAACAUGUGUCCCCACAAAAAGGCGUGAACUGCACCAAGGGGGAAGGGGGGUGGUUCUCGGACCCCCAAACCGCUAACACUUUUGACUGCCCUCCUGGGGAAAAGGCAGGGCCAUGGCAUCAUACAGCUGCUUUUUGGCCCUUUUGGCUCUCGCCUGGCACUCGUCUGCCUAUGGGCCCGACCAGCGAGCCCAAAAGAAGGGGGACAUUAUCCUGGGGGGUCUCUUUCCUAUCCAUUUUGGAGUAGCAGCCAAAGAUCAAGACCUGAAGUCAAGACCAGAGUCUGUGGAGUGCAUCAGGUACAAUUUCCGUGGAUUCCGGUGGUUACAAGCCAUGAUUUUCGCCAUAGAGGAGAUAAACAGCAGCCCCGCCCUUCUUCCCAACUUGACGCUGGGAUACAGGAUAUUCGACACCUGUAACACGGUCUCCAAGGCCUUGGAGGCCACCUUGAGUUUUGUUGCCCAGAACAAAAUCGAUUCUUUGAACCUGGAUGAGUUCUGCAACUGCUCAGAGCACAUCCCUUCCACGAUCGCAGUGGUGGGCGCAACCGGCUCGGGAGUCUCCACGGCGGUAGCUAACCUGCUGGGGCUCUUCUACAUCCCCCAGGUGAGUUAUGCCUCGUCCAGCAGGCUCCUCAGCAAUAAGAACCAGUUCAAAUCCUUCCUCCGCACCAUCCCCAACGACGAGCACCAGGCCACAGCCAUGGCUGACAUCAUCGAGUACUUCCGUUGGAACUGGGUGGGCACCAUUGCAGCGGAUGAUGACUACGGCCGGCCGGGCAUUGAGAAGUUCCGGGAGGAGGCCGAGGAGAGAGACAUCUGCAUUGACUUCAGCGAGCUCAUCUCCCAGUACUCCGGGGAGAAGGAGAUCCAGCAGGUGGUGGAAGUGAUCCAGAACUCCACGGUCAAGGUCAUUGUCGUGUUCUCCAGCGGCCCAGACCUAGAGCCCCUCAUCAAGGAGAUCGUGCGUCGCAACAUCACAGGCCGCAUCUGGCUGGCCAGCGAGGCCUGGGCCAGCUCCUCUCUGAUUGCUAUGCCGGAGUACUUCCAUGUGGUCGGGGGCACCAUUGGGUUCGGCCUGAAGGCUGGGCAGAUUCCCGGCUUCCGAGAAUUCCUGCAGAAGGUCCAUCCCAGGAAGUCUGCCCACAAUGGCUUUGCCAAAGAGUUUUGGGAAGAAACGUUCAAUUGCCACCUGCAGGAGGGCACUAAAGGGCCUUUACCUGUGGACAGCUUCGUGAGGGAUCGCGAGGAAGCUGGCAACAGGCUAAGCAACAGCUCCACGGCCUUCCGACCCCUCUGCACGGGGGAGGAGAACCUUAGCAGUGUGGAGACCCCCUACAUGGAUUACGAACACCUGCGGAUCUCCUACAACGUGUACUUAGCCGUCUACUCCAUCGCCCACGCCCUGCAGGAAAUUUACACCUGCUUACCGGGAAGAGGGCUUUUCACCAACGGGUCCUGUGCAGACAUCAAGAAGGUUGAGGCCUGGCAGGUCCUGAAGCACCUGCGGCACCUCAACUUCACCAACAACAUGGGGGAGCAGGUGGCAUUCGACGAGUGUGGUGACCUGCUGGGGAACUAUUCCAUCAUCAACUGGCACCUCUCCCCAGAGGACGGCUCCAUUGUGUUCAAGGAAGUUGGGUACUACAACGGAAAUGCCAGGAAAGGAGACAGACUCUUCAUCAAUGAGGAGAAGAUCUUGUGGAAUGGCUUCUCCCGAGAGGUGCCCUUCUCCAACUGCAGCCGGGACUGUCUGGCAGGGACCAGGAAGGGAAUCAUCGAGGGCGAGCCCACCUGUUGCUUUGAGUGUGUAGAGUGCCCUGAUGGGGAGUACAGUGACGAGACAGACGCGAGCGCCUGCGACAAGUGCCCGGAUGACUUCUGGUCCAAUGAGAACCACACUUCCUGCAUCGCCAAGGAGAUUGAGUUCCUGGCGUGGACCGAGCCCUUCGGCAUCGCGCUCACUCUCUUCGCGGUGCUGGGCAUCUUCCUGACGGCCUUCGUGCUGGGCGUCUUCAUCAAGUUCCGGAACACGCCCAUCGUCAAGGCCACCAACCGGGAGCUGUCCUACCUCCUGCUCUUCUCGCUGCUCUGCUGCUUCUCCAGCUCGCUCUUCUUCAUCGGGGAGCCCCAGGACUGGACGUGCCGCCUGCGCCAGCCGGCCUUCGGCAUCAGCUUCGUGCUCUGUAUCUCGUGCAUCUUGGUGAAGACCAACCGGGUCCUCCUGGUCUUCGAGGCCAAGAUACCCACCAGCUUCCACCGGAAGUGGUGGGGGCUCAACCUGCAGUUCCUGCUGGUUUUCCUCUGCACCUUCAUGCAGAUCGUCAUCUGUGUGAUCUGGCUCUACACGGCGCCCCCCUCGAGCUACCGCAACCACGAGCUGGAGGACGAAAUCAUCUUCAUCACGUGCCACGAGGGCUCGCUCAUGGCGCUCGGCUCCCUGAUUGGCUACACCUGCCUGCUGGCUGCCAUCUGCUUCUUCUUCGCCUUCAAGUCCCGGAAGCUGCCCGAGAACUUCAACGAAGCCAAGUUCAUUACCUUCAGCAUGCUCAUCUUCUUCAUCGUCUGGAUCUCCUUCAUUCCGGCCUACGCCAGCACGUACGGCAAGUUCGUCUCCGCCGUGGAGGUGAUCGCCAUCCUGGCGGCCAGCUUCGGCUUGCUGGCCUGCAUCUUCUUCAACAAGGUCUACAUCAUCCUCUUCAAGCCUUCCCGGAACACCAUCGAGGAGGUGCGCUGCAGCACCGCGGCGCACGCCUUCAAAGUGGCAGCCAGGGCCACGCUGCGCCGCAGCAACGUCUCCCGGAAGCGGUCCAGCAGCCUCGGGGGCUCCACGGGCUCCAUUCCCUCCUCCUCCAUGAGCAGCAAAAGCAACAGCGAGGACCCGUUCCCGCAGCCAGAGAGGCAGAAGCAACAGCAACCGCUCGCCCUGACCCAGCAGGAACAGCAGCAGCAGCAGCCCCUGGCUCUCCAGCCGCAGCCGCAGCAGCAGCCACAGCAGCCGAGAUGCAAACAGAAGGUCAUCUUUGGCAGCGGCACGGUCACCUUCUCUCUAAGCUUUGACGAGCCUCAGAAGAACGCCGUGGCCCACAGGAACUCCGUGCGUCAGAACUCGCUGGAGGCCCAGAAGAGCAACGACGCCUUGAGCAGGCACCAGGCUCUGCUCCCGCUGCAGUGCGCAGACACGGACUCAGAAAUGACCAUUCAGGAAACGGGCCUGCAAGGGCCCAUGCUGGGGGACCACCAGCCAGAAAUGGAAAGUCCAGAAGAAAUGUCCCCAGCGCUGGUUGUGUCCACCUCUCGGAGCUUCGUCAUUAGUGGCGGAGGUAGCUCGGUGACGGAAAACAUCCUGCACUCCUAAUGGAGGGAAAGGCUCUCCAGCGUCGAGCUUUUCUUAGAGUCCCAGGAAUAAGGACGGGUCCCUCCUUUCUUCCCUGCUUUGAACGACGGUGGACUGCCUGGCGCGCUAUUUAAAGGAGGAAGAAGAGCCACGUGUUGGGGUUGUUUUCCAGAGCUCAGUAUCGUUCCCAGGUUUGCUGAUGGCUUUUCCUCCGCUCUCUCCACCACCGGCUCAGAUGAAAGCAGGGCUAUAAGCUACCCACAUGCUCCCCUCCCUUAAAAAUGCAUACAUCCAGAAAUGCUUGCCCUGAGAGUCCAUGGAUAGCAUGAUCUGAAAAUACAGUCCAGAUACAGACUGAUGGCACAUCAGAUCUGCGGGACAGUCCCCAGGACUAACACACUGACGGUGGACAGAACUUUAUACAUUCAAGACAGCAGGCGGAUGUGCCCUCUCCUAUUUAUAGACGCCUUGAGAAGUGUGGCCUUUCUGUCCUCCCUGCUGCUGCUAUUGUGUGCCCUCUCUCCUUCCUGUGCCACCGUGUCUGGAUGUGUCCAGGAUCCGAAGGCAAUGCCCUGUUUAGAUCUCAGGAUCAUAGGAUCAUCUCUAAACACUGGGGAGAGGACUGCCUAGAUCCAAUGAGCUGUCUCUGUAAUUAAUAUUGCUUUACAUAGCUUAAUCCUUGAGAAAAUGCUUCAUGGGUGAUUACAAACUAAAAAGUGUCCCAGUCUGGAUUCUACAAGGCAGUAUUAUUGAGUUCUAUUUUCCAAUCCCAUCCCUAUGCCCUCACCCCGGUGAGCAGAGCCCUUGUGAUCCCUCUCAAGACCUCAGGUCUCCAACCACUCCCCGCCCCCGGUCCCUGCGCUAAAGGCUUUAUGAAGCCAAAUCCAGACAUGGCUCUAUGGAGAAUAAGCCCCCAGAAGAGAGUUCCCAGUGAAUGCCACAGUUCCCUCAGCAGUAAAAUUAAAGGUGCCCUCUGGCCGCCCAACUGCUAGGAACUCAUACUCCAGACCACAGGGACCAAGGUUCAGGCUCUGGCUUGGUCAUUGGCAAAGAUGGGUGGUUAUAAGCAGGAAACCACAGCCGAUUUAAUCCCGGCUUCUUUGAGUGUAAAGUAGAGAGCUACGGUUCUUUUUCCCAGGGAGCUCUCACAUGGGGUAAGCAGGAGCAUACUUUAGCCCAGUGCCUAACAUAUCAUAAGCGCUUAGCGUUAGUAAAGUGAUUAGUGACAUAGUAACCAGUAGUUUCCACUUGCUUAGACUAUGCCAUAGUUUGGAUUAUGACCCUAAAGGUCCACAUGUUAAGAGAUUGGUCCCUGGGAUGGCCCCCUUGGUGCCUUCAGGAGGUGGGAUUUAGCAGGACAUCAUUCGGUCACUGGAGAUGUGCUUUUGAGGGGAAUUAUGGAACUCGGGCCCCUCCAUUCUCUUUCUCUUCUAGUUCCGGGUCAUAAGAUGACCAGUUCGAUCGGACACAGUCUGACCAUCACUGCCAUCUAGCAUCCCACCCAAAACAAUGGUCCACCUGCCUGUGGACCAGAACCUCCAAAACAAAGCAUCAAGAUUAACUUUCUCUCUCUCUCUCUCUCUCUCUCUCUCUCUCUCUCUCUCUCUCUCUCUCUCAUUACCCGAAGUAUUUUAUUAUACUGAAAGAAAGCUGACUAAUACAGACUCUAAAGCAGAAAUUGUAUUAAGCAUCCAGAUUUUACUGUCUAAUCCACCAAAUCACAACAACUUUCUUCAGAAUAAGUCCGGAACUUCUAAGCCCCAGGUCAAAGUGUCAGCAGGAGCAAGCCCCACCCCCAACAAACCCAAUGUUCUGCCUCUGUGGAAUAGUACCACUUCCUGCACAAUCUCGGGUUGACAGUUUCUCAGAGCAGAUUCCACUGAGCCACGCUGACACCAAGACCAAGCCAUGGAACGUAAAUCCAUCAGUGGUCUAAAAUUUAUAGCUUGUGGUGAGUCUUCCUCUGACUGCUUCCUUCCCAGGCUUUUUAAGGUAACGGUUGGCAUUAUGGCCAUAAAGAGUAUGAUGAAUGGCACAUGGGUUACAAGAGGGCACAGUAGAGAGUGACCCUGUCACAGAAUACAAAUCAGUCCUGGUGAGCCACCAACACUCCAGCCAGAAAGGGCACAGCCUGGCUGAGCCUGCUGCUCUCUGCUGCCCCCCUCCGAGCAAGGCACCCUGCCAAAUGAGGGUUUAUUUUUCACAUUUUACUUGACCCUGAAAUAAAUAAAUAAACAAGCAAAACAGCAGCCAAAAGUUGAAUGGUUUUUCAAAAGCCUGCCACAAAACUAUGUGGAAAUAGCCUUGGUAAAAUGUCACACACUCUUCCUGUUCUGAUUUCGGUGCCCGCUGCCCCUUCUCCUGCAGGUAAUUUCCUCAAACCAUGAUAAAUGAGGCUCAUCAAGAAAAACAUUCGGCUGUUACACAGUAACUGUUACUGUGACAUGCCAGGGGCGUCAAUCAAGUAACGUCUAUGAACAGCCUCAUCAGAAAGGGAGAUAGGACCAUCCCAGUCCCAACUCUGCCCCCAAUCACAGAAGUAAGACAGGAAUUUUCACUGUGUCUCUAUAGCAACCUCAUUUUUAUUUCAAAUUCCUUUCCAGCCAGCAACCAAAGCUAUUGUUAAGUCAAGUCAUAGGUUUUCCCAAGACUUCUAGAGUUUUCUGAUUCAAAUUAUAUUUUUAGGUAUCAGCUCAGAAGGGUUUUUUUUUUCCCCUUCCUCUUUCCAAGUGAGUUGGAGCAUAAUAGGAGUGAGGAUCUUCAGUCAGGAGCAGUGACUCUUAGCCUUGCUGAAGCCAUCUUGUCUGGCUCUUCGGUAAACAUGUCUAUGUGCUGGCUUCCUGUAAUGUAUCUGUGGCAGCCCAAUUCUUUAUUCUUGUAACAGACUAAGCAAGCAGGCUAACUAUAGAGAGAAGAGGUUUAUUUAAUUCAUACUUAUGCUGGUUCAAGGACCAAGACCACACAAUCGCCAUUGGUCACCACAGUGGCAGGAAGGCAGUGGAAAUAGGAAACCGGGGGUGAUUUCGGGGACAGCUUUACCCUUAUAUAACAACUCACUCUUGAGGCUCUGGGGUCCCCAUAAGAACUACCUUAAUUCUUCAAAAAGCAGAUCCCACCUCCCUCCCCACAGUGACCUAGCAUCCUUCCACAAGGCUCCACCUCUCAGCACCACCACACCAGGGGCCAAGCUCCCAAUGUAUGGACCCCUUGGGAACCAUAUCUAAACCACAAACCACAAACCACAGCAGGAUCCAUUGUGGUUUCCACGGAAGAAUCGCUGUCUCAAAUGACUGGCCCUUCCUAGGCCUGCAAGCUCCCUCAACUCCUCCUGGGCCCAUCCUUGGGACAGGGAAACUCUAUGAGUUCUCACUGCGAUGAGCCCUUGACUGCUGCCCAACCAUGUCACUACAGAGACUUCCUAUACGUUAUCCAGAUAUACAGUUAUACAGCUAUAUACACUUAUACAGAUAUACAGAGCACACACUCAUAUACAUGUGUGAGAAACGGGGUGAAAUACUGACAAGCCUGUAUGGACCUGUGUGCCAGACAGAAUAAUGUUCGGCCAAAGAUGCCUACGAUUAUGACUCCAGAGCUUAUGAUUGUGUCAAAGCAAUGGUGAUCUAAGUUGCUGAUUAAAUUAUGAUUCUUUCCAAUUACCCAUGAGCCAGGAACUUGCAGAAUGGCCAGUGUCAAGUACCACAAAGUGAGGAAGGCCCUGCGACCAUACCCACAAUUGCUUUGUGUAUGGAAGGAAGGGGAAGGCAAAGGGAUACAGGUUGUUUCUAGAAGCUGGACAAGAUAAGAGCAUCGAUUCUCCCUGGGACUUCCCAGGGAGGAAUACAGGGCUGGAGUCCUUGGUUUCAGUCCAGUGAGGCCCUUUAAGGAUGUCUGACCUCUGGAACUAUAAGAUAAUAAAAUUGUGUUGUUUUAAGCCA